Molecule: messenger RNA, 348 nt
Organism: Staurois parvus
Lineage: Eukaryota; Metazoa; Chordata; Amphibia; Anura; Ranidae
Source: the annotation of a GenBank genome assembly
GUGCGCAGCAAUGCUCUGUGUCCCUCGGACACAGCGGAUCAACGGAAAGAGCCAAAGAUCUGUGUCCAAUCACAGCUGAUCACAUCAGUGCCAACUGUCAGUGCUCAUGCAUGCCACCUGCCAGUGCCCAUCAGUGCCACAUUUCAGUGCCUACCAGUGCACAUCAAUGCCAUAUAUCAAUGUCUAUCUGAGCUGCCUUUCAGUGUCACCCAUCAGUGCCACCUAUCAAUGCCAGUCAGUGCCACCUAUCAGUGCUGCCAAUCAGUGCCACCUAUCAACGCCAGUCAGUGCCGCAUAUCAGUGUUAUAUAUGAGUGCUGCCUUUCAGUGCCCAUCAGUGAUGCCUGUC